Messenger RNA from Rhizophagus irregularis DAOM 181602=DAOM 197198, 1482 nucleotides. NCBI's taxonomy places the organism in Eukaryota, Fungi, Glomeromycota, Glomeromycetes, Glomerales, Glomeraceae. The record is from RefSeq and is a predicted model, not a curated record.
AUGAAAUUAAUAAAGCAACUUGACAUAGUUUUACUUCUUUUAUGGUGCAUUUUAUCAUUUAAUUUUAUAGAAAAUGUAAACUCCAGCCUUAUUUCACCUAUUUUACCACCGUAUCAUAUUUGUCUUCGUUCAAUAGAAGGCCCAGUAAUUUAUCCAAGUGAUUCACGAUUCCAAUCAUUAAUUAUUGAUGAUAACAUUCGUGUAAAUUAUACACCAUCAGUGUUAGUUUACGCGGUUAAUAAUGAAGAUGUAAAAAAUGCUGUUAAGUGUGCUGUUAAAUGGAAAACGGAUAUAGUUCCACGUUCAGGUGGUCAUUCAUACGAAAAGUAUAGCUUAGGCGGUAGAGAUAACGUUAUUGUGUUGGAUGUGACAUUAAUCAAUGACAUUACAAUUAAUUCAAAUUCAGAACCGAAAACUGCUAAAAUUGGUGCGGGAAACAGGUUGGGUAACAUUUAUGUUAAAUUGAGUGAAGCCGGUUUCUUAAUUCCGGCCGGAACUUGUCCUUCUGUUGGCAUUGGAGGUCACGCUCUCGGGAUUGGAUAUUGCAGUCGUACUUAUGGUAUAACUUGUGAUAAUGUUAUUUCUAUGGAAAUGGUUAACGCCAAAGGAGAGCUUUUACACAUUGAUUCUACUUCACAUCCCAAACUAUUCUUUGCUCUAAGAGGAGCAGGUGGAGGAAGUUACGGCAUAGUAACGUCUUAUGUCUUUCAUAUUCAUCCAGCACCACCACAAGCUACAUAUAUGAGAUUUGCAUUUAAUCGUACAAAUUUGGCUCAAGUGCAUCAACUUAUUUUUGCUUUGAAUGAAGUUGGCCCAUUAAUUGACAAUAAAAUUGGUCUUAAACUGAGGUUAUUUAAAACAUCAUUAAUAGCUACUGUAUUAUAUUUAGGUCCACGUACAGAAGCAAAAAAUGCAAUGAAAGAUUUCUUAUCUAAAGCACCAGAACGGAUUUCAUCAGAAUAUAAUCAACUAACAUUUCUUGAAGCUAUUAUAGCAGUUGCUGAUGUAUCUGAAUAUGACAUGUAUCAUCCAUCGCAUCAUCCAAUUUUCUUUAAAUUAAAAUCUUUUUAUGUUAAUCAAGGUGAAGGAUUAAAUCAGGCAGCUAUAAAUGAUUUGGUAGAUUUUUCGAAUAGAGCUUCUUGCGAAGUUUUGACUACAUUCGAUUUAUAUGGUGGGAAAAUAAAUAUAGAUAGACAUAAUACUUCAUUUGUACAUCGUAAUGCACUUUAUUGUAUACGUAUGCAAAUGGAAAGUUAUGAAGCACUAAGUCCUCAAUGUAUUGAUGAAAUGGAUAAUUUCGGAAGACGUUUUCAAUAUAAAAUUAAUUCUACUUCUAGUUAUCAAGGUUUCAUUGAUAGAUCAUUAGAUAAUUGGCAAUCACGUUAUUACGGUAACAUUUUUGGAAAAUUGGUGGAAAUAAAAAAUGAAUAUGAUCCUAAUAAUUUAUUCAAUUUUCCUCAAAGUAUUCCUAUAUCAUAUUAG